Sarcophilus harrisii (Tasmanian devil) is the source of this 4257-nucleotide messenger RNA. It is a transcript of the gene SLMAP, whose product is annotated as sarcolemma associated protein. The coding region runs from base 24 to 2387 and encodes 787 amino acids. The transcript is spliced from 21 exons. Gene Ontology annotation, molecular function: protein binding. Gene Ontology annotation, biological process: regulation of membrane depolarization during cardiac muscle cell action potential; regulation of voltage-gated sodium channel activity; protein localization to plasma membrane. The record is from RefSeq and is a predicted model, not a curated record. Lineage: Eukaryota; Metazoa; Chordata; Mammalia; Dasyuromorphia; Dasyuridae.
GCGGGCUCCCCGAGCUGUCCUCGAUGCCUUCGGCCCUGGCCAUCUUCACUUGCCGGCCCAACUCGCACCCGUUCCAGGAGCGCCAUGUCUACCUGGACGAGCCCAUCAAGAUCGGGCGCUCGGUGGCGCGCUGUCGGCCCGCGCAGAACAACGCCACCUUCGACUGCAAGGUGCUGUCCAGGAACCACGCGCUCGUCUGGUUCGACCACAAGACGGGCAAGUUUUAUCUUCAAGACACUAAAAGUAGUAACGGUACCUUUAUAAAUAGCCAGAGAUUGAGUCGAGGAUCUGAAGAAAGUCCGCCAUGUGAAAUUCUUUCUGGUGACAUUAUCCAGUUUGGUGUAGAUGUGACUGAAAACACACGGAAAGUUACCCAUGGAUGUAUUGUUUCCACAAUAAAACUUUUCCUACCAGAUGGGAUGGAAGCUCGAUUACGGUCAGAUGUCAUCCAUGCUCCAUUACCAAGUCCUGUUGACAAAGUUGCUGCUAACACUCCAAGUAUGUACUCUCAGGAACUGUUCCAACUUUCACAGUAUCUACAGGAAGCCUUACAUCGGGAGCAGAUGUUGGAACAGAAGCUAGCCACUCUUCAGAGGUUACUGGCCAUCACACAAGAGGCUUCUGAUACUAGUUGGCAGGCUUUAAUAGAUGAAGAUAGACUGUUAUCACGGUUAGAAGUUAUGGGAAACCAGUUACAAGUAUGUUCUAAAAAUCAGACAGAAGAUAGUUUAAGGAAAGAACUUGUAGCAUUACAGGAAGAUAAACACAACUAUGAGACGACAGCCAAAGAGUCCCUGAGGCGGGUCCUUCAGGAGAAAAUAGAAGUGGUCAGAAAACUCUCAGAAGUUGAGCGAAGUCUGAGUAAUACUGAAGAUGAAUGUACCCACCUGAAAGAAAUGAAUGAAAGGACUCAGGAAGAAUUAAGAGAAUUGGCUAAUAAAUAUAAUGGAGCGGUUAAUGAGAUUAAAGAUCUCUCUGACAAACUAAAGGCGGCUGAAGGAAGACAAGAAGAAAUCCAGCAAAAGGGACAAGCAGAAAAAAAAGAAUUGCAGCAUAAAAUUGAUGAAAUGGAAGAGAAAGAGCAGGAACUUCAAGCCAAAAUCGAAGCCUUGCAAGCUGACAAUGACUUCACCAAUGAACGGCUAAUGGCCCUGCAGGACAAGCUCAUAGACGAAGGGCAUCUAACCAAAGUGGUCGAAGAAACAAAGCUUUCAAAAGAGAAUCAAGCGAAAGAAAAGGAGUGUGAUUUGUCUGAUACUCUUAGCCCAAGUAAGGAAAAGAGCAGUGACGACACCACAGACGCCCAAAUGGAUGACCAAGAUCUAAAUGAACCUCUUGCUAAAGUUUCUCUACUAAAAGAUGAAUUGCAGGGGGCCCAGUCUGAAACUGAGACAAAGCAAGACAUUCAGCAUCUUCACAAGGAGUUGAUUGAAGCUCAAGAGCUAGCUAGAUCGAGUAAACAAAAAUGCUCUGAACUUCAAGCUCUUUUGGAAGAAGAAAGAAAAGCCUAUCGAAUGCAGGUUGAGGAGUCUACAAAGCAAAUACAAGUUCUCCAAGCCCAAUUGCAGAAGUUACAUACCGAUAUGGAGAACCUUCGGGAAGAAAAGGAAAGUGAAAUCACUAGCACAAAGCACGAUUUGCUCAGUGCACAGGAUGAAAUUCUGCUGCUUCAACAAGUAGCAGACAAGGCUGCCUCGGAGCGGGACAUUGACAUCGCUUCCUUGCAAGUCGAGCUUCAGAAGGUUCGGGAAGAGCUGGAGCGGUGGCGGAAGGCAGCCUCCGAGUACGAGCAGGAGAUCCUCAGCUUGCAGUCCAGUUUUCAGCUCCGCUGCCAGCAGUGUGAAGACCAGCAGAAAGAGGAGUCCUCCAGGCUGCAAGGUGAGCUGGAGAAGUUGAGAAAAGACUGGAGUAUAUUAGAAGCAGAAUGUCAUUCUCUGAAAAAGGAAAAUGUUUCACUUUCAUCAGAACUUCAGCGACAGGAAAAAGAAUUGCAUAGCUCUCAGAAGCAGAGCUUGGAGCUCAGCAAUAACAUGAGUGUGCUGGAGAAGACCCGGAGAGAGCUGGAGAGCCAGGUGGGGUCCAUGCAGGAGCAGCACCAUCGGGACUCUGCCAGCUGGAAGACGCUGCUCAGUAAGGCUGAGAGCGAAGCCAGGGAGGUGCAGAAAGAGUAUGAAAGGACACAGUCUCAACUUUCCGAGCUGGAGGUGAAGUUUGAAAGGACCGAGCAGGAAAAACAGUCCAUCACCAAUGAGCUCAGACAAUGUCAAGACACCCUGAAGCAGCUACAAGAAAAAGGAAACAAUCCGUCCAUAUUCCAACCCGUCCCAGCCGUUUUCAUCGGCCUAUUCCUGGCUUUCCUGUUUUGGUGUUACGGUCCAUUGUGGUAGAGAAAGAGACACUGGCCUUGGAUGCCCAUGUUGGCAGCUCUGGUAGCUGUGACAGCCGUAGUGUUGUAUGUACCAGGCCUAACCAGAGCUUCACCAUGAGAACUUUGGUUGGUUCCAUACCCUGCCCUCCUCUUAGAAGCUGGCGGGGAGAACAGAUCCAUUUUCUUCCUUUUUACCUCUUAAUACAACAAAAGUGCAAGAAAAGGACAGUCGGGUCAUUGCUUUAAAUUGUAUAAAAUGUAUCUGUCUAUAAAGAGGGAAUAAAAUUGUGACUUUAUUCUACUGUAAGCAAUAAUUUGCUUGCAAUUUUUCAUGUAAUUUUUUUAAUUAGUAUGUUGAGAUUCUAAAUAUUAUGGUGGCCUAAAGUAGGCUUCUUGGUACCAAAUUAUUUAUAACAUUUAGGUUUAUGGCUAUUUUACUCUAGAUGCUGAUUGCCAGAUAAUUCAUUUUCUGAUUGGACACCCAAACCAGACAACUGAUAAAUACAUGGGAAAAGAGGCACUGUGUGCUCAGUGCCUAUCAUUUUGAAAUAAAUAUAUGCACAUAUAUUUUUUUUACAUAUUGACACCAUUUUUACUUGCUAUAAACCACUGAGCUAUUGGGAACAAGACUUAGAGACAACUUCUACUUCCAUAGAUUUUUCAAGGAAAAGACACAUUUGGAAAAGGUUCUUCUGUUUUAGCAGUGACUUGAGAAAUAUACAUGCUUUUGUGCAGCCUUAAAGUGACUUGAAGAUGUGGAUGGCAUCAACCUGGAAAAACUUUGUAAUGGUGUGUGUAUUUUCUUGAGUGAACUGAAGUAUUUCUGGGAGCAAAAAGUUAACCAUUUCACAACUACAGCAACAAGUAAACCAAACUAUUCAAUUGGAAUGUAAUUUAUUCAACUUUAUGCAUUCAAAGUAAAGAGAUCUUUACUUUUCAUCUACAACAUUUUAGGAAGCAUGGUUUUUUGUUUUUUGUUUUUUUUUCUCCUCACUUAUUCUUCCAAACAUUGCUUUAAAAAAAAGAAAAAUGUGUCUUCUUUAGAUAAACUUUUAUUGACUUAACUUUGUUAUGAGAGUUUGGAGUGCAUCUAUAGCUAAUCGAUCUACUGGACGAGGUGAAUUUCUGUAAACCCAGGGAAUCUUAAGGUUAGGGAUGCAAAUGGCUUGUGUUUUUUUUUUUGUUUGUUUGUUUGUUUGUUUGUUUUUGUCUUUUUUUUUUUUUUUUUUUUUUUAAACUGAGUAGUUUUGUUCAUGAGAAGCACUACUUCAGUUGGGAUCUUAUCAGUUAAACACCCAAGCUACGAAGUGAGCUCGACGGUUAUGUCAGUAAAGUUUACUGAAGUCUCUCUAUUAUACUGAAGUAUUAACGGAGUGAAGAUUUUUUAGAAAAUGGAAAUGAGAAAAAUCUCACAGAAUUUGGCUUGGAUUCUCCAUGGCAAUCUACAGGUCUCGCCAAAUACUUAAAUAGGAGUUUAGCAUAUAAUUUGCCUUGUGAGGUUUUGGGGGUCAUUGUUUAUAUGUUAAAGGUUAUAUUUUAAGCUGUUGGGGAUUUGCUGUUGGGAGAACCAUUAGAUUUAUGGAAGAAUUAGUCGCUGAUGACUUGUAGGAAAUAUCACCUUGUUCAUUUCACCAUUUUUCUGUUGCAGGAAGCUAUUCCCCCACAGAAUGCUCAUAUGCCAGUGGUACUCUGUACCUCUUGUAUAUAGGUUAUUGCAAAUAUUGUUCUGAAAUGCUUAACUUCAGAAUUACAUUUUUUAAAGUAAAUAAUUGUUUUAAAUCUAUUUUGUAAAGAUAUAAAGUACAAUAGAAUUUCUGGAAUACAGAUUAAACUAUUUGCACUAACACACGUGAUGUGCAUGAUUUAAUAAAAUAACUUUACUCUCCCUA